Striga hermonthica is the source of this 474-nucleotide messenger RNA. The record is from the annotation of a GenBank genome assembly. NCBI's taxonomy places the organism in Eukaryota, Viridiplantae, Streptophyta, Magnoliopsida, Lamiales, Orobanchaceae.
AUGGAGGGCGUUAAUAAUUCGGAAGAAAAAGUUUCGACAGUUGAGCUGGACCUCAGCCUGGGCAUCAACAACAACAGCCCGGUGCGCGUGUUCUCGUGCAACUACUGCAGGCGCAAGUUCUACAGCUCGCAGGCGCUCGGGGGCCAUCAGAACGCGCACAAGCGCGAACGAACCCUUUCCAAGCGCGCCGUUCGCAUGGCAAUGUUCUCCAACCGAUACGCUAGCCUGGCGUCCCUUCCCCUCCUUGGGAUCGAGGCCCACGGGGCCCACACCCAACACCACCAUCAGCAGCAGGACAGGUCGGUUCAUGCGCCUAGGUUCGUGGAGCGGCCGAGGAUGCCAUUGCCGGCCGUGUUUGUGGAGUAUGAGGAGGAGGAGGAGGAGCUCACGUGGCCUGGGAGCUUCCGGCAGGUCCAUAGGGAUGCGGAUGGACCAUCCUCGACCCCUAUUCCCGAUUUGAAUUUGAAACUUUGA